AUGUCCAGAGCAUCAACACAGCGGUACAAAAGGCCCGCUCUUCUGUCCGGCAGCCGCCCACCGACGGUCAAGGCGAAACAUGCAGCCUUGUCAUCAAAAGCGACUCGGAAUCUCAUCCGAUCACACCACCGACUACUCAAAGCGCGGGCCCAGGCUGUACAGGCUGGCGAUGACAUUUUAGCUGGCAAGAUCGAUGCACAGAUUCGGGGGAAUGGAGGCUUGAAAAGCUAUCAGCUCGCAAGCAAACUUGGCCAGUCCUCAGACCGUGGAGGUGACUCUAGUAGGGUCUUAGUUGAUUGGAUGGCUCCUCGAUUACUGCCGCUGGAAAACACGCCUUACAAGCUCCGAGUACUCGAGAUUGGAGCUCUAAGUACGAAAAACGCUUGUUCUAUGAACAAAUGUCUUGAAGUCACUAGGAUAGAUUUGAAUUCUCAAGAACCGGGCAUUUUAAAGCAGGACUUCAUGGAAAGGCCGCUCCCUAACGAUGAAGGCGAUAGAUUCCAUAUCAUCAGCCUCUCCUUGGUGCUCAACUAUGUUCCAGACGCCGCUGGUCGAGGUGAUAUGUUGAAACGCUGCGUAUCAUUUAUGACGAAGGCGUCUCCUUCUGGCUCCUCUCUCGCUAUCACCCCUAGCUUGUUUUUCGUUUUGCCAGUCGCCUGCGUCACCAAUUCGCGCUACCUCACAGAAAGUCGGCUGCAAGACAUCAUGUCUAGUAUGGGGUUUGUGUUGGCAAAGAGCAAACAAACAUCGAAGUUAAUAUUCCAACUAUGGGAUCAUGCCGGCGACUACGAGCCCAAACCCUUCAGAAAAGAGACUCUGAACCCUGGAAAGUCAAGGAACAAUUUCGCAAUUGUCGUCAAGUGA
This is a messenger RNA of Aspergillus ibericus CBS 121593, 864 nucleotides long. Its product is annotated as 25S rRNA (adenine2142-N1)-methyltransferase. The transcript is spliced from 2 exons. NCBI's taxonomy places the organism in Eukaryota, Fungi, Ascomycota, Eurotiomycetes, Eurotiales, Aspergillaceae. The record is from RefSeq and is a predicted model, not a curated record. Gene Ontology annotation, molecular function: rRNA (adenine) methyltransferase activity. Gene Ontology annotation, cellular component: nucleolus. Bases 1 to 864 code for a protein of 287 amino acids.